Stereum hirsutum FP-91666 SS1 is the source of this 714-nucleotide messenger RNA. RefSeq lists its product as uncharacterized. NCBI's taxonomy places the organism in Eukaryota, Fungi, Basidiomycota, Agaricomycetes, Russulales, Stereaceae. The record is from RefSeq and is a predicted model, not a curated record. The transcript has 3 exons. Gene Ontology annotation, cellular component: cytoplasm. Bases 1 to 714 code for a protein of 237 amino acids.
AUGGCUCCUCUAUACACCAUCAUCGGCACUCCCUUCAGCACUUUCACCCGUUCCAUCACACUUGGUCUGGUGCACAAAGGUGUCGAGUACAACCAGGUCAGAGUCACACCUCACAGCGAGACCGCGGAUGAGUACCAUCCUUUCGGAUUCCUUCCCACCCUCGUCAUCCACGACAUCAACGGCAAGAAAGUCGAUCUGAAAUUGCGCGAGUCCCAAGCCAUUGCGCGAUACAUAGAUCGAAUCCAUCCAGAACCGACCCUUCAUCUAGACGUCGAGGAGGCGGUCGCCAACGGUGCACCUGCUGAUGCCAUCAUCCCGGAGAAAAUGUGGGAGUUUGUCAGUCUCUCUGGCGCGUUUGGUAACUCUCGAUUUCCCAUCGUCGAGGGUGGCUGCGUCAAAAAGCGCGUUGCAGCCACUGACGAAGCUAAGCUUUCAGACGCCGAGGUCAGGUCGAACAUCAAGGAAGGGGUAGACAGGCUCAAGUUUUUCCUCUCGAAAAUCGAAAAGCUUAUGGCUCCCGACGGCUUUGUCUUCGGCAAGAAGGUCACAUGGGCGGACUUCUUCUUGUUCCCGCUCCUCGCGGACUUGAGGGCUACGCCUGAGGGAGAAGUUUUGUCGCCGAGGUUGAAAGGGUGGAUGGACUUGAUGGAUGGGCUCGAGGCGGUGAAGAAGACGGCCCCGGGUACUUUGUCCGUGGGGGCUAGGCCACCUUAG